AUGACCCAAGCCCAUGAUCCAGUCGAUGCCCCUCAGCCCUCCCUGGACCCCGGGAGAGGCCCCAGCGGGUCCAGCAGAACAUUCUCCUUUGCCCAGCAGCCCGGAGACCUCUUCCCCUGCAGGCGGGGCAAAGCAAGGCAGAGUCCUGGCCCCGCCCCUCGCCGCCGGGCCCCGCCCCCUCGGCGCCUGCUCCUGGUGAUACCUGGAUCCCUGCUCCCUCGGCCCCGCCCACCUGCCCCCCCACCUCCCCCCUCAGGCUUUGCAGGGGAUGACGGGCACCUGGCAGGCAGAGCCAGGUGCCGCUGGGCACUGCAGGCCACACCGGGCUUCAGAAUGCUCCGAUGCUUGCAGGAAAACCCUCCACGAGCCCCUCCCGACGAAGGCCCGGGAAGCCCCCACCUGGGGGCAGCUUCCCAGGAGGGACUGGACCUGAAGUCAGCCCGCAGUCCUGGCCAAGGGUCUGACCCUGGGGCUCCCCACCUGCUCCUUCCCUUCCUGCUGACCGGGCACCGUGGACACUCUGAGGACGGGAAAGUGGCACCAAGAACUCAGGGCCAGGGCAGUGGACGAGACGGGGAGCCUGUGCCCGAGGGGGAGACGGGGGCUGUGAACCUGACUGGUGUGGACACGGGGAGCCCGGAGGAGGAAGGCGUCCCUUCAGGUCCCUCCUCCACGAAGCCCGGCUCCAUCCAGCCGCUGCUCCAACAGGCCUCCGCUGAGCACUCAGCCACCUGCAGGACUGCCGAAGCAGCACCUGGCCGGCUACCAAACGCUUCCACUGCCCAGGGAAGGACAGACAGACCCCGCCGCGUCUACGCAGCUCGCAGUCACCGGGAUCCGCGCAGGAGGCACCGGGAUCCGCGCAGGAGGCGCCGCAACGCGCGGUUCGCCCAAGGGCGCUCCCACGUCCCCGCUUUCCGGCCUCCGGAGCGUCGGUGCAGCCGAGGCCGCGCACCCGCUCCCGCCGGCGGCCCCACUUGGCCCAGCAUCCCGGAGGCUGCCCCGUGCAAGCGCGGCCGCCGCGGGGAGGGGGCGCCCCGGACCGGGGGCUCCACACCGCGAGAGGGUGUGGGUCGGCGCCCCUGCCCUUCCCGCGUCCGGCGCCGGCUCAGUGCCCGGCGCAGAGUCGCACGCCAGGAGUUUGCGGAGGGGGCGCACGGAGGGGGCGCGGAGCGGCCGCCCCCGCGCCGGACCCCCGGGCCGGGGAUCCCCCCGCCCCCGCCCCCGCCCCCGCCCCCGCCCCCGCCCCUCCCAAGGCGCCCACCUGGCGGCGGGGCGGCGCGCCCCAGGGCGGCGAGUGCGCGCGCGCGGCCGGCGCGCUGUCCCUUUAAACGGCCCGCGGCGCCUCCCCCGCGCGCCCCGCCCGCCGCGGUGCGGCCCGGUGCUGGGCGCGGCCGGAGAAAGUCCAUGCCGGACCGGGCCGGCGCCCGCAGGUACCCCAACUUCGCGCCGCCCGCGGGUCCCACCGCCGCACUUCCCGCGAACUCCGCGGCGCGCCCGCCCUCGCCUGCCGCAGUGCCCAAGUUCGCGCCGCGCGCCGCCCGCGGAGCUGGCCGGCGGCGCCCGGGCCUGGGGAGGCGCUCGCCCGGGCCGGGCCGCGCCCCGCCCCGCCGAGCGGAGACCCGGGCUCCGGGCGUCUCCUCUCCUGCCGGGUUUCUCGGGGCGCUCGGGACACUCGGUCUCCCCCGACCGGACGGACGGAGCCCAGCCCUCUGGGGUGGGGAACCCGCGCUUGCUCGGCCUGGGGACACGGCCCCGGGGACACGCCCCUCCCUCCCGGGCCGUCCGAGGGAGGGACCUGUUGGGCACCGAGCCAUGUGUCCCUUGGCUUUUGCCCUGAUGACAAAGGACGCGGUUCUCCUGGUCUCGGCACAGGUGCUUCUCAGCACUCCGUGCGGGGUGUUGUCUAAGCCCCCCACAGACCCCAGGAGAGGAAUGCAGAGCCAGGUAUGGGCUGCACCGGACACGGACUCCCUCCAGACCCCGGGCCUCCCGGUGCCAUCCACGGCACUCGCCAUCAGGUCUGCAGAGAGCACUGCCCAGCCCGUCCACCUUCUGGACCCUGCCCAGGCCUCUCCGAAUGCCUCAUUUGCAUCCAGCACGCUUUCCCAGGCACCCCCUUGGUCCUCCCCGAGGGAAAGGAGAGGCUGGCUCUGGGUCUCUCUGAAGGAAUCUUACCCCUCCCCCUUGGCCCUGGGCCCUGGCAUCCAGGAGGGCACAUGGCCAUGGAUGGGCCGGGAGCUCCUGGGCCCCGCCCCGUGUCUGCCCGUGUGCCUGGGAAGCAGCAGGGCCGGGGGCGGGGACCGCAGGGGCCUGAAAGCCCAGGGCUGGCUGGCCCCCAGGCCCAGCAUCAGGCCCAGCCCCCAGGUCCUCGAGGGCGGGCUGGCCCUGGAUGGCUGGCGUUUUCUGGAAGAGGGCCUCCCUCCCUCCGCCUCCUGGACGCUGCCUGGAGUCCAGCUAGUGGGGAAGGGGCAGGGCCUGCCCGCGCUGCCGGUGGUCUUUGCAGGAAGUCCUGGCGUCGGUCCUCUCUGCAUCCGUGUGGGUGACCGGCCGCCCCGUCCACGCAGGCCCUGCCCCUGCUGCUCCCCCAGGGGGACCGAGUGUGGCCGUGUGCUCAGACCUGUGUCCACGCCAGGACCGGCUCACCCGUGGCGGGAGGGUGUGCCGUGGCCGCAGUCGGGCUGUGGGUGUGCAGGGGUCAGGGAUGAGCUCGCCUUCCUGGGCUGGGUCCCCGAGUCCAGGUGCUGGAUCUGGGCGGUGCCCCUGCUGGGACGCACCCCUGGCCCGGGUGAGGCCCGGGCAGUGUGGGGCGCGGGGAUGGCCCGGGCGGCCUGGGUCUCGCCAGCCCCCGUGCCGCAGUGA
Eubalaena glacialis (North Atlantic right whale) is the source of this 2862-nucleotide messenger RNA. RefSeq names its product basic proline-rich protein-like. The record is from RefSeq and is a predicted model, not a curated record. Lineage: Eukaryota; Metazoa; Chordata; Mammalia; Artiodactyla; Balaenidae. The transcript has 17 exons. Bases 1 to 2862 code for a protein of 953 amino acids.